Phialemonium atrogriseum is the source of this 387-nucleotide messenger RNA. RefSeq lists its product as uncharacterized. NCBI's taxonomy places the organism in Eukaryota, Fungi, Ascomycota, Sordariomycetes, Cephalothecales, Cephalothecaceae. The transcript has a single exon. The record is from RefSeq and is a predicted model, not a curated record. Bases 1 to 387 code for a protein of 128 amino acids.
AUGCGGUUUUCAUCCUCCUUCUUUGUCGGCUUCUUCACGGCCCUGAUACUCGGCUUCCUCUUCUUGCUGACCUACGACCCCGCCGCUAUCGAACAUCUCUUGCGGCGCACGGCGGCAAACAUGGCUUGGGUAAACGGCAGGGCUCUCUGGGGCCUGAUCUACCUGGACGAGCAGGAAAAACUGACGGGCCCUCUCACCUUCUCGGAACACAUCCACCAAUGCUUCCUCAGCUAUACCGCCCGCAUCACCAUGUUCCUCAUGAAGCACUGCUCCUCCUUCCACACCGAAAUCUGCCAGAACAUGCGCGGGAACCCCCAGUCACAUUGCGAUAGCCUGUUCACCCUGGCCACGGGCACCGAGUUGGCGCUGGGUUUGCUAGGCCUCUGA